Molecule: messenger RNA, 942 nt
Organism: Sitophilus oryzae (rice weevil)
Lineage: Eukaryota; Metazoa; Arthropoda; Insecta; Coleoptera; Curculionidae
Exons: 4
Coding region: 155-871 (238 amino acids)
Source: RefSeq, a predicted model, not a curated record
AUAGUUCAGAGUGAAAUACAGUUCAUUCACAUGUCUUUUAUUUCCCUGGUAGACUAAUGAAAAGACAUUAAAAUAAAAUACUUUUUAAUUGCUUUCAAAUUUCGAAAUUACAUGGUGAAUUUGUCAGUUAAAUGAAAUAAACUUUGCUAUAACAAUGUCUGCAUACGUGGUGUUUUUUGUGUAUUCGUCGUUAUGGUGUGUGUUAAAUGGCCAGGAGGCUGCCGAUAUGUUUUAUGCAGAGCCGGAAUUGUUGGAUUUGCCAGAUCCCCAUAAAUGUGCUUAUAGGGAAACUCAUUUAAGAUCACCAGCAGGUGUAAGCUACUACUUAAGUUGGAUGGGAAACAAAGGCAACGAGGAUUGGUACGGCGCGCGAAACUUUUGCCGGAAAAUGUGCAUGGAUUUGGUGUCGCUGGAAACGAAAGUCGAGAACGACUGGAUUAAAAACUGGAUAGAAAAACUUGGAAUUGAUGAAGUAUGGACAUCCGGUAGACUAUGCAACUUUAAAGGCUGUGAACGAAGUGAAAGUCCCCAUUUAUACCCAUUGGAACUUUAUGGUUGGUUCUGGUCAGCUACUGGUGUUUACCUGCACCCCACUGAUGACCCUUUACAUACCGAUUGGUCUUCUGGUGGACCAUAUUUCUUAUCUCAACCUGACAACAGAGAAUUUCAAUACACUGGAAGAGUUGAGGCAUGCAUAGCUAUCAUGAACAACAAAUACAAGGAUGGAAUUGCAUGGCACGAUGAGGUGUGCGAUUUCAAGAAACCUUUCAUAUGCGAAGAGAAUAACGUGAUGAUGGAAUUUGUUAAGAAAGCUGUACCGAGUAUGUUUCUACAUGAGAAAUAUGGCGUACCUGAUCCUGAUAACUACUAAAGUAAUAUAUUACUUUCUUUGACUCAAUAUUGUGACUAAAUUUGUGUGUAAUAAAUGUGAACAAACUUGUA